Messenger RNA from Erpetoichthys calabaricus (reedfish), 2483 nucleotides. Its product is annotated as vesicle-fusing ATPase-like. Gene Ontology annotation, molecular function: ATP hydrolysis activity; ATP binding. Lineage: Eukaryota; Metazoa; Chordata; Cladistia; Polypteriformes; Polypteridae. The record is from RefSeq and is a predicted model, not a curated record. Gene Ontology annotation, cellular component: Golgi stack. Gene Ontology annotation, biological process: SNARE complex disassembly; intra-Golgi vesicle-mediated transport; Golgi to plasma membrane protein transport.
CACGCUCCCUCGUUGACCCUGAGCGUGCGCAUCCUCGAGGUGCCUCGGGACCGCGCGCCGUGCGCGUCUGCUAGUCUCAUUCCGAGUGGAGAGGCGGAGAAGAUGGCGGCGCGGUCCAUGCAAGCGGCGCGAUGCCCCACUGAUGAGCUGUCCCUGACCAACUGCGCCGUGGUCAACGAGAAGGACUUCCAGUCAGGCCAGCAUGUCACCGUCAAGACGACCCCGACCCACCGGUUUGUCUUCACCGUCAAGACUCACCACUCCGUGCUCCCAGGUAGCAUCGCCUUCAGUCUGCCACAGAGGAAGUGGGCCGGCCUUUCUAUUGGACAGGAGGUGGAAGUGGCGAUUUACAGUUUCGACAAGACGAAGCAGUGCAUCGGCACCAUGACCAUCGAGAUUGACUUCCUGCAGAAGAAGAGCGUGGACACCAACCCCUAUGACUCGGACAAAAUGGCCGGAGAGUUCAUCCAGCAGUUCAACAAUCAGGCCUUCACUGUGGGCCAGCAGCUGGUGUUCAGCUUCAAUGAGAAGCUCUUUGGGCUGGUGGUGAAGGACAUUGAGGCCAUGGACCCCAGCAUCCUGAAAGGGGAGCAGAGCAGCGGAAAGAAGCACAAGAUCGACAUCGGCCUGAUCAUCGGGAACAGCCAAGUGAUCUUUGAGAAGGCGGAGAGCUCCUCUCUCACUCUUAUCGGAAAGGCCAAAACCAAAAUGGAUCGCCAGUCCAUCAUCAACCCUGACUGGAAUUUUGAGCGCAUGGGUAUUGGUGGUCUGGAUAAGGAGUUUUCGGACAUCUUCAGAAGGGCAUUUGCCUCGCGGGUCUUCCCACCGGAGAUCGUCGAGCAGAUGGGCUGCAAACACGUCAAGGGGAUUCUGCUCUACGGACCCCCAGGGUGCGGAAAAACACUGAUGGCCCGCCAGAUUGGGAAAGUGCUGAACGCCCGUGAGCCCAAAGUGGUCAACGGCCCUGAGAUCCUCAACAAGUAUGUGGGCGAGUCCGAGGCUAACAUUCGCAAGCUGUUUGCAGACGCAGAGGAGGAGCAGCGGCGGCUGGGAGCAAACAGCGGCCUCCACAUCAUCAUCUUCGAUGAGAUCGAUGCCAUCUGCAAGCAGAGGGGCAGCAUGGCCGGCAGCACCGGAGUGCACGACACCGUGGUCAACCAGCUGCUGUCCAAGAUCGACGGCGUGGAGCAGCUCAAUAACAUCCUGGUCAUUGGAAUGACCAACAGACCCGACCUGAUCGACGAGGCCCUGCUGAGACCUGGCAGAUUGGAGGUCAAGAUGGAAAUCGGUUUGCCUGAUGAGAAGGGCAGAGUGCAGAUUCUCAACAUCCACACUUGCAAGAUGCGGGAGUUCAACCUGCUGGCAGUAGAUGUGGACCUGAGGGAGCUCGCUGUCGAGACGAAGAACUUCAGUGGGGCAGAACUGGAGGGGCUGGUGAGGGCAGCUCAGUCCACUGCCAUGAACCGGCACAUCAAGGCCAGCAACAAGGUGGAAGUGGACAUGGAAACCGAAAAGCUCCAAGUGAAACGCAGCGACUUCCUCGCCUCUCUGGAGAACGACAUCAAGCCGGCAUUCGGGACAAACCAAGAGGACUACGCCAGCUACAUCAUGAAUGGCAUCAUCAAGUGGGGCGACCCCGUGAGCCACGUCCUGGAAGACGGGGAGCUUCUGGUCCAGCAGACGAAGAACAGCGACCGCACGCCUCUGGUCAGCGUACUCCUGGAAGGGCCGCCACACAGCGGAAAGACGGCACUCGCCGCCCGAAUCGCCGAGGAGUCCCAGUUCCCCUUCAUCAAAAUCUGCUCCCCGGAUAAGAUGAUCGGCUUCUCGGAGACGGCCAAGUGUCAGGCGAUAAAGAAGAUCUUUGACGACGCCUACAAGUCUCAGCUAAGCUGCGUGGUGGUGGACGACAUCGAGCGCCUCCUAGACUACGUUCCCAUUGGUCCUCGCUUCUCCAACCUGGUGCUGCAGGCUCUCGUGCUGCUCAAGAAGACGCCUCCACAUGGUCGGAAGCUGCUGAUCAUUGGCACCACCAGCCGUAAGGACGUGCUGCAGGAGAUGGAGAUGCUGGACGCCUUCAGCACGACGAUCCACAUCCCUAAUAUCGGCGCUAACGAGCACCUCAUGGAGGCCCUGGAGCUGCUGGGCAACUUCAAAGAUCAGGAGCGAGCGACAAUUGCGCAACACAUGAAGGGAAAGCGGGUAUGGAUUGGCAUCAAGAAGCUCCUGAUGCUGAUCGAGAUGUCCCUGCAGAUGGACCAGGAGUACAGAGUCACCAAGUUCUUGAAUCUUCUCAGGGAUGAAGGCGCGCUGGAUCCUGGUAAGAUGAUGGGAAUUUAGCCCCCUAUCCACGGUGUGCCCCCCUGCUGAUGAAUCCUGUUGAUGGGACCACCGCACUUUGUAUGACUGAGUCCAGGGCAGGUGACCUUUGAGCGUCCAGCAGGCUGGCAGAAGGCUGAAGUGAAGACCUGCCCCCAGAAGAA